This is a messenger RNA of Juglans regia (Persian walnut), 1537 nucleotides long. Its product is annotated as probable UDP-arabinopyranose mutase 2. Lineage: Eukaryota; Viridiplantae; Streptophyta; Magnoliopsida; Fagales; Juglandaceae. Gene Ontology annotation, molecular function: UDP-arabinopyranose mutase activity. Bases 126 to 1280 code for a protein of 384 amino acids. Gene Ontology annotation, biological process: plant-type cell wall biogenesis; UDP-L-arabinose metabolic process. The record is from RefSeq and is a predicted model, not a curated record. The transcript is spliced from 3 exons. Gene Ontology annotation, cellular component: Golgi apparatus; cytosol.
UGACUUUUUCCUGGUCUUUCCAAAACUCUACUACACAGCCUGCCUAAAAAAAAGUUCCUCAUAAAGGUACAAACCCGUCUUCGCUGCGGCGCUGCCUUUGAAAUCUCUCUAUUCUCGCUCUGACCAUGGCUGGAGCCACAGUCUCUCCGACACCUCUGCUGAAGGAUGAGCUGGACAUCGUGAUCCCCACUAUUCGGAACCUCGACUUCCUGGAGAUGUGGAGGCCGUUCUUCCAGCCCUACCACUUGAUCAUAGUCCAGGAUGGGGACCCGUCGAAGGUUAUCAAAGUCCCCGAAGGCUUCGACUACGAGCUCCACAACCGCAACGAUAUCAACAGGAUUCUGGGUCCCAAAGCUUCCUGCAUUUCGUUCAAGGACUCCGCCUGCCGCUGCUUCGGUUACAUGGUCUCCAAGAAGAAGUACAUCUAUACAAUCGACGAUGAUUGCUUUGUUGCUAAAAAUCCAUCUGGGAAGGACAUUAAUGCACUUGAGCAGCACAUAAAGAACCUUCUGACUCCAUCAACUCCAUUUUUCUUCAACACCCUGUAUGACCCAUACCGAGAAGGUGCAGAUUUUGUCCGUGGGUAUCCAUUCAGUCUACGUGAAGGUGCCCCAACAGCUGUUUCUCAUGGUCUCUGGCUCAAUAUCCCAGAUUAUGAUGCUCCCACCCAGCUUGUCAAGCCACUUGAGAGAAACACAAGGUAUGAAAGAUCCUUUGCAUACAAGAAUCUCUGUUUCCUGUUUACAGAACUCUUUAUUCCAAAGCCUUUGUUUGUCAGAUAUGUGGAUGCAGUUCUGACAAUACCUAAGGGAACUCUAUUCCCCAUGUGUGGCAUGAACCUGGCAUUCAACCGUGAAUUGAUUGGCCCUGCAAUGUACUUUGGACUCAUGGGUGAUGGCCAGCCAAUUGGACGCUAUGAUGAUAUGUGGGCUGGCUGGUGCAUGAAGGUGAUAUGUGAUCAUUUGGGAUUUGGAGUCAAGACUGGUCUGCCAUAUAUCUGGCACAGCAAAGCAAGUAACCCUUUUGUGAACCUGAAGAAAGAAUACAAGGGAAUCUACUGGCAAGAAGAGCUGAUUCCUUUCUUCCAAUCUGUUAUCCUUCCAAAGGAUUGCACCACUGUGCAGAAAUGCUACGUUGAAAUCUCCAAGCAAGUCAAGGCUAAACUUGGUAAGGUGGAUGAAUACUUUAACAAGCUGGCUGAUGCCAUGGUCACAUGGAUUGAAGCUUGGGAUGAGCAAAACCCUUCCGAAGGAGUUGUAGCAAAUGUUCCUGCAAAAUAGAUUUUUGGCUGUCGUCGCUAUCACUGUUGACAGCCCUAGGCUUCUACCUUUAUCCAAGCUUUUUGCAUUGAAGAUAGUUGAGUUUUUUUUAUUUAGCUUGUUGGGGGGAUUCUUCUAUUCAGCAUGGUACUAUAUGACGUUAGAACAAUAAAAGAUAAUGGAUUUUGUAUGUCUAUAGAUUGUGCCUUGGCUAUUUUAUUUGAAAAUGAUUGAGAUUAUAGUCUUCGUGAAUGUUAAUGGCAUAUUUGGUUGGUUCA